Messenger RNA from Trichoderma citrinoviride, 1239 nucleotides. RefSeq lists its product as hypothetical. The record is from RefSeq and is a predicted model, not a curated record. The transcript has a single exon. Lineage: Eukaryota; Fungi; Ascomycota; Sordariomycetes; Hypocreales; Hypocreaceae. Gene Ontology annotation, cellular component: cytosol; nucleus. Gene Ontology annotation, molecular function: RNA 7-methylguanosine cap binding; mRNA binding. The coding region runs from base 1 to 1239 and encodes 412 amino acids.
AUGGAUUUGGAUAUCGACAUGGACGAUGCCGCCGCCGACGCCUUCCAAGACGGCAACGAGAUUCUACCGCAAGGCGACGACAUCUUGGUGCCGGACGAGCCAGAGGAGCCGGGUGAGGUGGCAGACGACGGACCACAGAACGAAGACGACGCGUCAACCACCAUCGUCCCUACAAAGAUCCACAUCAAGGGCCUCGACAGCCUGCACACGGACGACAUAAAAUCAUACGUCAAGAGCCACUUCGGGAUCGUGGAGAGGGUGGAAUGGAUCGACGACAGCUCGGCAAACCUCGUCUUCAGCUCCGAACCCACCGCCCGCGACGCCUUUGUCGCCCUGAGCGCCAUCGACAUCGCAGAUGCGACAGCCCUGGGCAUUGGCGAGACGGUCCCCGCCAAAGCCCUGGAGGGCAGGCCGGAAACCUCUCUACAGCUUCGCUUUGCUACCCUGGCCGACCGGAAGCAGGCCGGCGCCGCGCUUCGCAGCAGAUACUACCUCCUGCACCCGGAGCACGACCCCGAGGAGAGGCGGCGCCGGCAGCAGGAAAACCGCGCGCGGUAUCGCGACCGUGACCGCGGCGACCGCGACCAUCGCGCCAGCGGAGGAGGCAGGCGAAGACGCUACUCGGACGAACAGGUGGAGACGUUCGAGGCAAGCAUGUACGACGAUGCGCCGCAGCCUUCCAGGGACAGCAGGUCGCCCGAGCGGUCAGGGUCGCGCGCGCGAGGAAACAACCGCGGCAAAGAGCUGUUCGCAGAUCGCCCAGCGGGGCGAUCAAGCGCCAGCAGGAGAGGCAGAUCGGCAUCACCGCGCCGCGACGACGAUGGGGACGCAGCCAUGGACCUCUUCGCCAGCUCGUCCGGUAACAGGACGCAGGCUCGAUCGAUCAAGAGCCGCCUCGCCAGCGAGACCAAAUCGAAGGAGCUCUUCCCUACCAAGCCGACCAAGAGAGGCGGACAGCUGGAUCAGCUCGAAAAGGCCAUUGGCUCAGCACAGUUGAAAGAGGAGGACAUGCCCAAGAUUGUGGCCAGGCCCGACGCUCCGACCGGCGAGACGUUGAAUAUCCGGGGCGUCGCGAACCAACGCGCUCAGGGCAAGGACGGCGGCUUCUCCAUCAAGGGAGCCGCCGCCAAUGCCCGGGAGCUGUUCCCCGACAGGUUCGGCUCUGGCAAUGCGGGUAAGGAGCUGCUUGACAUGAAUCGAACAAAACGGAGACAGAAAGCGGAGGACUUGUUUUCUUAA